Volvox carteri f. nagariensis is the source of this 2868-nucleotide messenger RNA. RefSeq lists its product as uncharacterized. The record is from RefSeq and is a predicted model, not a curated record. Bases 1 to 2868 code for a protein of 955 amino acids. The transcript has 16 exons. NCBI's taxonomy places the organism in Eukaryota, Viridiplantae, Chlorophyta, Chlorophyceae, Chlamydomonadales, Volvocaceae.
AUGCAACGUUUGCGAGCCUGCUGUGAGGCGCACUGCAAGCAGCAGGAAACGAAAGCAAAGCCAUCAUAUAGAUCUGACAGAGUUUCUUCUGUGGAGCGGAGCUUGAGCGCGCAAUCAGGGUCCCUUGACGAGAGCGGUGCAGUCGUGCGUGGUGGCCGGAACCCCCAAGGCCAACCCGCUAGGCAUUGGAUCCCAGGAAUCUUCGUGGCUUUGUGCUGUGUUGGCCUUCAGCUGGCGCUGCUGCCGCCACCCUCCCUGGCGCUCAUCGCGGCGUCCGACCCGGACAUGGACACGUUUGAGAAUGUGCCCUCACAGCUGAGCGCCUCGGGCGAGACGGCGGCAGCGCCUCUGAGCAGCGUCGUGAGCGGCCCUAAGAAGCGGGAGAUAGAGGGAUGCAUACGGAAGUGCGUUCCUACUUGCAUACGAGGGGGGGGAGGCGCACCCGGGCUGGGCCCCAUCAGCGUGAGGAAGGAGAUCGUGGUGUUCAAGGAGGGCUUCCGGUCAAGACAGUAUUGCCUGUCGGAAUGUGCACAGCUUGAUGGACGGCUCCACUGCUCCUGGUGGGCUGUCUUCAGUCCCACCAUCAUCAACCACCUGCUACAUAUACCCAUGCAGCUGCUGGUGCUGUCGCUAGCGGACUACAUGGUGUACAAGCAGAUCGGGCCGCCCCCUGCGUCCACCGCCAGCCCGGGACUGGUGUUGCAGUACACCAUCCUGCGGCACGUGAGGGUGAGGUCCCACAGGGUGGACUGGACAAACAAUGCGCUGGAGUCCACGGCGAUAUUCCUUGCCAAGAUGUUGUUUUGUAAUGCGCUGCAGCGGGGCACUUUGAAGAGCACUCCGUUGCGACUCAUGUUUACACCCAUCUGGGCCUGCUGGGUGAUCACCUUCAUGCUGCUGUGCCUCAAGGACCGCACCGAGAGGAUGUUCGGCUCCAGUCGGGACCUCUUCUUCAUCUUCCUGCUGUUCGUGGCCUUCAAGGUUGAUGACGGCAGCACCUUUUCAUGGCGCGUCGUGUUCCUGGUGCCCUGGAUGUGGUUCAGCGGGCUGCUGCUGGUGGCGGCGAUGGUGUUUAGUUUGCUGAUGUGCUUCAAGGUUUGGGCAAGGCCCCGGGAGCUGCUGCUGCCCAUUGGCUUCCUGCUGCUACUGCUGUCUACCGUACCCCAGUUUGUGUCGUACAUUGCACUUGUACGGCGACUCGAUGAGGAGGAGGAUAGCAGCGAGGAUGGCACCGGCCAUAAGACCAGUGUCGCGAGCAUCAUGUGGCCCAACGCGCUGUCCUGGUUCCUGAUGUGGCUGUCGGCGGUGGUCAUUGCGGUGGCGCUGCGGCUGAAGGAGGCGGUGCGGGACGCGCUGCUGGCUCGCGGGGCGGUGUGGACGGCGCACGAGGCGAUGGCGAGGAGGCUGCAUGCGGAGCGUGAUGAGGCGCAACGCCGAGUGGCUGAGCUGUCGGAGGAAGAGAUGUCGAGGCUGGUGGAGUCCUUGAUGGCGGGGAAGUCAAAGCCCGGCCGCCUCAAACGUGUGGGGGAUAACCUCUACAAGCGGAUAGCCUCCCUGGAGCUGGCACUGGCGGAGCAGGCGGCAGCGGCAGCGGCAGCGGCAGGAGGGCAGUCGCGACCGCUAAGCAGGAGCGCCAGCAACGCCAGCGCCACCAGCAGACGUGUAGAUGCCGGUGGCAGCGGCGGCAGAGCAGCAGCUAGGGGGGCCUCGCGAGCGACGUCUUUGGCCGCCGCCGCCGCUGACGCCGCCGACGGGAAGCAAGACGUGGUUUCGGAACUGGGCGGCGCUGCACAGCUGUCGGCGGCUGGAGUCUCAGCUACGGCAGCGACGGUGGCAGGAGUGGCUGCUUCUGGUACGGCUGGUACGGCUGCUGGUGUGGGUGGUGUUGACGGCGGUAGCUCUCGCGCGGCUGGCCGGAGCGGUGGCGGUCGCGGUGGUCGCGCCGGCGCUAUGUCGUUUCGGCACAACCGGGUGGCACCGGCACCGCCUCCUGCUGCUGCUGCUGCUGCUGGUGGUGGUACGGAGGGGUCUCCCAGCAGCGGACAAGCAACAGCUGCGGCAGCUGAGGCCGCCGCCGCAGCGGGAGGGUCGGCGGCGGCUGGGGUUUCUGUAUCCGGGCUCCCAGUGCGCCCCGGGUCUGUUGCGAGUGCGGCGGCGGCCACCCGGCUGCGGUCGGGGGGUAGCAGGAGCUGCUUUAUGUCGGGGGCGGCUGAGGGGGAGAUUGCGGCGGCUGGGGGGCUGGAUGGGCGCGAUGUGGAGAGGCCCAAGUCGACAGCGUCUUGGCAGCCAAACGCUCCUGCCAAGGGGGCGGGCGCGGCGGCGGGGACAGCGCCGACAACGGCAAUGCGGCCCUCCUCGCCGGCUGCGGCCGUGGCGGCGGCAGCGGCGGCGGCGGCGGCUAGCACCUCGCUUGGGUCAGUAGCUACACCCGCACCACGUGGCGCUGCCGCUGAUGGAAUCGGCAGUAUCGCCGUACCGGCCGUACCGCAAGCGGCAGGAGCAUCGACGGCCAUAGCUGUGGCUGCUGCGGCACCGCCCGGGUCUAGGGCCCGGAGCGCUCCCGAGGUCGCGGAGCCGGAUGAGCCUGAGAACCCGUGCGUCAUCUGUUACGACGGCGAGGCGACUUGCGUGUUUUUGGAGUGCGGCCACGGCGGCUUCUGUCGGCGCUGCGCCUACCUCAUGUUCGUCCGUCCGCCCAGCGAGUGCCCUUCAUGCCGAGCGACCAUAGAGCAGGUGGUGGAGGUGGAGCCGGGGGCCGCGGUGGGGCAGGUGGUGCAGGUUUCAUUUCAGAUCUACCCGGGGGGACUUAGGUCUACGGGGAUGCAGGAGGGGGAGGAGCAGGAGGGAGAGGGAAUAAGGGGUCUUUGA